AUCACCGAGAGCGAAAUGUUUCAUUUUCAAACUCCACAGAAGGAACACCUACUCGCAAAUCGCCGCUCGAGUCCUCCCUCCGAUUACACUAAGAAGUCUCACAAGAUCCGUAACAAAUACUUGAAUUCUGUGAUUACUUCGACUUCAGAAGAUGUAUCGUCAGAAUCACCAAAGGAGUCGAAUGAAUUCUCUUCGAGCUUGGAGAUUUCUGACGACAAUCAAUUCAGCGAAUCUGCAGAAGUAAUUCGACUCUAUUAUUCUACUUGUUUUGCAGUGUUUUUAUUGCUUCUGAAAGCACAAUCCGAGCAAUUUCUGCAAUAAUUUUUCAUUCCUGCAUUUGAGAGCAAAAUGAGAACAAUAUUUUAUUGAGAACUUCAACCUAUUGUCGAUGUUAACACUGUUCGACUAUGCAGUGUUUUUUAUUCGAUGUUGCUACUGUUUUUGUUUUGGAGAUAAAUUUUUUGAAUAGUUUACGUUUCAACUUUCAAACAUCAAUAGCAAUUAGAUGUUGUACUUUUGCUUUGAUUAAAUAGUACUGCUUGGUUGCAACCAUGAAAGCUGUCUUUGAUAGCAAAACAAUAGAAUAUUUCAUUUUUCUACUUCACAUUUAAAUUCAGUUCAUUUAUUGUCAUUUAGUAUUUUGGUAGUACUUUUUCUUCUUUACAAACAAAAUGUCAUUGUUGCCUAUUUUACUUGACAUCUUAUGGCUGCCUAUUUUUAAUCAGUUAGUACUUGUACUAUUCGGUUAGCAUUUGUAGCAUUUUUCUGGUUUAUGAUGCUGCAUUUUGAUUUUAUUUCUCUUGUGGAGCUCGAUGACACCACUGAAUCCAGUGCUUCACCUUUAUUAGGGACUGGUGCUCUGUCUGAUCUUUCUCCAUUGUCAUCCAUGGUAACUAAUGACAAAGACAAAGCAGACAAUAUCUCAGUUUUGGUCAACCGAAAGAGUAAUGCUAUUGAAACUUAAAAAAAAACAUAAUUUAUUGACAUACGAUGUGUCAAGUAAUGAAUUUCCAAUGAAAAAGUUCAAGAGUUCCAGUCACAACAACACUGUUGGGUCACAUCAUUAGAUCAACAAAUUAUAUCAAUUUUUUAGGUCCUAAUAGUAUUACUCCAGCCGAAAUGGAUUUGGCAAAUCGAUACUGUCCUCAAGUGCCUAUUACAACUUCGACACUACUCCUAGAGAUGUUAAUAUUAUUCUCUCGGCCAAUAGCUCUUAUUAGACUCCAAAAUAUCAAUGCUGUUUGAGGGACAAUACCUUUUAAGUGCUUCUAUUUAUCCGUCUUGCUAGUGGCUCUCUUCUUUCCUAGUAGCUUCACUUCAUUCCUGCACUAUUAGUUUAGUAAGGCCUAAGAACUUCUUCCUUGAGCCCGUCCAGAUUAUAAUAUAUUCUAUCUGAUAGCUAACCUGAUGAGCUGUUGUUGAUAAAGAAUAAAUAUUGUAAUUAAUAUGAGGUUGCAAAUCAGAUAUUUCCUCCCCCGGCCUUUUUCACCGAGUUGUAAGUAGCGAGGAGGUUAUUGCGUGUUCUGAAGAUGGAGAUAAUGAUGAAACUAUUCAAAGAAACACAAACUCAGGUCUUGAAUUCAAAUGAUGUGAAUCACCGAUCUAAUAGGCUUUUAAAUGUGUUAAUUGAGCUUUUGAUUGAGGAAUUCUAUAGUUUGCUUGAAGAGAGAGACUUGUUCACUGAACUAGCUUUGAAGAAAGAAAGUGUUGUGUUUCUUAGUUUCGUGCUAUAGCUUUUAGCUUUAUGGGUGGCUUUCCUUGGUUCAAGUGACUGAAGCUUUUUCUAUGGGGCACCACCGACGAAAAAGUCUGAGUUGAUUCGCACUA
Messenger RNA from Ilex paraguariensis (yerba mate), 1827 nucleotides. Lineage: Eukaryota; Viridiplantae; Streptophyta; Magnoliopsida; Aquifoliales; Aquifoliaceae. The record is from the annotation of a GenBank genome assembly.